Stegodyphus dumicola is the source of this 2043-nucleotide messenger RNA. Its product is annotated as UBX domain-containing protein 6-like. The record is from RefSeq and is a predicted model, not a curated record. Gene Ontology annotation, molecular function: protein binding. Gene Ontology annotation, cellular component: cytoplasm. Lineage: Eukaryota; Metazoa; Arthropoda; Arachnida; Araneae; Eresidae.
UGUACCUAAAGAGUAUAAUUCACUAUAUGUUGUUAGUAGUGUACUGGAAGACAUUCCCACUACGUACAGCAUUCAAACGAUUUUACCCCUAUGAAUGGAAGUUCUGUUGCUCUCACAUAUUAAAGAACCUUGUAUUAAGCCUACCCAGAUCAAAGAACGUAGACGUUGGAGAUCCGUCAGAUUAUUUCCUGUAUGAUGUCAGUAUGGAGUAAUGUAAUUGAUUUUUAGGGCUUUGAGAUUAAAUAUUGCAUUAGUUGUAAGAAAGUUAACUGCUUGUAUUCGUGAUGUGAUGAAAUCGUUCGAUAUAAUUUCAAAUCUAGUCACUCCGAAUGGAGUGACAGAAUAUCUAUAUUCAGUUUUGCCCAAAGAUAUUCCUGAUGCUGCAGUUGCUCUUGUAAGAUCAUUUAAUACUGUAGAUGAAUUUCAGCUAAAAAUUUUGCGGGUAUCCUUAUGUAUACUUCUUAUAAAUGUGUUUUUUAUUUGGUGUGCGUGGAGAAAAUACGGCGAAAAAAUUACUGAACGUUUUAUGAAACCAGCCUCAAGUAAGAGUUUGGAAGAUUUAAAACGAGAAGCAACUGAACUGAAACUUCCGAAAGAACAUACUCCACGAAUAUAAAUAAUUAUUAAAACAUGAAUCCAAUUAGAGAUUUUUUCAUGAGGAAGAAAGCAGACCAAAACUUUAAAAAAGCUGGUCCUGCCCACAGACUGAAUGAAGCACCAAAGCCUUUACAACCAGGAGAAAAUAUAUCAUCUGCCAGUGGAUUUAAUAAACCGUCUAAUCCCAGGCUAUCCAAAGAAGCUGAACGAGCUGCUGCGGCCGCCUUGGCUCGUAUAGAACAAAAACAACCUGCUAAUGUUAAUUGGUCCUUGCAAGCUACAAAAAUGCAGGCUAGAAAAGAAUUAGAACUUGAAAAUGCUGUGAAAGUAAAAGAAACAACUGGUCCCAAGGAAGUAAUCCAAGAUGCCUGUCCAGCAUUAACUGUAUCUGGUGUUUAUUUUACUUGUCCCAUGAUAGGACCAGAAAUACUACCAAAAAAAGAGAUUGAAAAUAAAAUUAAGGAAUUUUUAUAUGCACAGUUAGAGCAAGAAAGGGGCCUCACAUCUUGUCUAAUAAUUCACACGUUAAACAAAAAUAAAGAAAAGGUUCAUCUUGGCAUUGAAACUCUUGCAAGGUAUCUUACCAAUAUUUUAGAUAAUCCUGAAGAAGAAAAAUAUCGUAGAAUUCGUUUCAAGAAUAAAAUCUUUCAGGAACGAGUUUUACCUUUAGAGGGAGCAUUUGAUUUUUUGGUGUCUGCAGGUUUUAUCCAAGAAACAGUGAAGUCUGGAGAAGAAGAAGAAGAAUAUUUUGUUUUCCCAAAGGAAAAUCUAGAAAAUUUGCAAAUGUUGAAAGAAGCUCUUUUAAGCGCUGAGCCGAUUGUUCCUGUUUUAGAUCGAAAUUUAAAAGUUUUGAAGCCUUCGGUAGUUACUGAGAAAGUCCAACUCCCUAAUGACUUUUUUAAUCUAUCAGCAGAAGAAUUAAAGCGAGAACAAGAAGCAAAAGCAGAAGCUGUUGAGCUUAUGACUCAACUUCGUACUAAGUCUAUGCGGAAGAAAGAUGAAAUAAAAGAGCUUCACGUUUAUAAAUUUACCCUUAUUAGGAUUAGAUUUCCAGAUGGAAUAAUUCUGCAGGGAACAUUCUAUGUUUAUGAAAAAUUAUUAGCAGUGAAGAAUUUCAUUAUGGAAAAUUUAGCUGAACCUCAAAAGCAGUUUAACCUUUUACUUCCUGGUGGGUUUAGAUUAACAGAUGAUGAACAGUCUUUAUUAGAACUGAAAUUAGUUCCAGCUGUUAUACUUAACUUUCAGUGGUUAAAUGAAUCAUCUACACAAAAUGUUUCUUAUUUAAAGCAUGAAACUUUAUCCCUGCUUUCAUAUGAAUUAUGAUAAAUGUAUAACAAAUUAUUCUGUAAAAUAUGUUAUAUAUGUAUACAUUUUUAAAUUUAAUUUUAGGAUUUGAUUUUUUUUUUUUUUUUUUUUUUUUUUUUUUUUUUCUUUUCUGAAAUUCAU